AUGUCUCCUUCAGUCACCUUGAAAAUCAGCCCUAAUCUACAAGAUUCACCAUCUACGGGAGAAUAUAGAGGUUAUGAUCAUGCAACCUUCUAUGUCGGGAAUGCCAAACAAGCGGCUUCUUGGUACAGUGCUCGUAUGGGUUUUCGCAUCGUAGCCCAAAAGAGUUUGGAAACUGGAUCUCGAGCUGUUGCAUCUUGGGUUGUCGCCAACGGACAAGCAAGAUUCGUCUUCAUGUCUCCACUUCGAGCAGUUGCCAACCUAGAACAGAACACAUCUGAGCAUGACAGGAAGCUUGUGGCAGAGAUACACAAACAUCUCGAGCAGCACGGUGACGCUGUCAAAGAUGUUGCCUUUGAAGUCGACGAUGUUCGAGCUAUAUAUUCGAAUGCAAUUGCUCAAGGCGCAGCGAGUGUUAAAGCUCCGGAGUGCAUACAGGAUGAAAAUGGAUCGGUAUAUCUCGCAACCAUCAAGACUUACGGCGAUACAACACACACCUUUGUCGAGAGGCAAACUUACACCGGUGUCUUUCUUCCGGGGUACCACGCAGUAGAUUAUGAGGAUCCCAUUGAACAGUUCCUUCCCAAAAUCAAUAUAGACGUGAUAGAUCAUUGCGUUGGAAAUCAAGAUUGGAAUGAGAUGGACAAUGCUUGCAACUAUUAUGAAAAGUGUCUUGGGUUUCGAAGAUAUUGGACGGUUGACGACAAAGACAUGUGUACUGACUUUUCAGCUAUGAACUCGGUGGUCAUGUCAUCUGCCGGAGAUAUUGUCAAAAUGCCGAUCAACGAGCCCGCGGUGGGCAUGCGAAAGUCACAAAUCGAAGAAUUCGUCGACUCUUUUGGUGGAGCAGGUGUUCAACAUAUUGCAUUUCUAACGAAAGACAUUGUCUCUACAAUAACCAAUCUGAAGAAUCGCGGUGUUCAAUUUAUUGACGUUCCGCUUACCUAUUAUAGUGAUUUGAAAGAUCGACUGCAAAGAUCGAGUAUGGAGUUGGAAGAGGAUUUGGCGGUACUGCAGAAAUUGAGGAUUCUAGUGGACUUUGAUGAAGGCGGGUAUCUUUUGCAAAUUUUUACCAAGCCUUUGAUGGAUCGCCCAACCGUUUUUCUGGAAAUCAUUCAGAGAAAUAAUUUCACUGGGUUUGGAGCGGGGAACUUCAAGAGUUUAUUCGAGGCUGUCGAGAGGGAUCAAGCUGCGAGGGGAAAUUUGUAG
Messenger RNA from Lachnellula hyalina, 1206 nucleotides. Its product is annotated as putative 4-hydroxyphenylpyruvate dioxygenase. Bases 1 to 1206 code for a protein of 401 amino acids. Lineage: Eukaryota; Fungi; Ascomycota; Leotiomycetes; Helotiales; Lachnaceae. The transcript is spliced from 2 exons. Gene Ontology annotation, molecular function: 4-hydroxyphenylpyruvate dioxygenase activity. The record is from RefSeq and is a predicted model, not a curated record. Gene Ontology annotation, biological process: L-tyrosine catabolic process.